Molecule: messenger RNA, 2702 nt
Organism: Cannabis sativa
Lineage: Eukaryota; Viridiplantae; Streptophyta; Magnoliopsida; Rosales; Cannabaceae
Product: phenolic glucoside malonyltransferase 2-like
Exons: 1
Coding region: 163-1596 (477 amino acids)
Source: RefSeq, a predicted model, not a curated record
AUAUUAAAUGCGUCCAUUCGUCGUUAUAUCGAUCUCUGUUUAAAUUGCUGUCCCAUUGUGUCUACUAUAAAUUUAAAAUAACAUCAACAACCAUUUUCGAAAUUUAUACUCUUUCUAACUUAAUUAAUUCUAAAUUUCUCUAAUUACCCUCGAAUUAAAUUGAUGGAACAAUCAAAGACAGUAGUGAAAAUAGUUCAAGUAUGCAAAGUGGCUCCUUCACCUACUGCUACUGCUACUACUACUACAGACUCACCAAACAUUCUUCCACUUACAUUUUUUGACAUACCAUGGCUAAGAUUUCCACCUGUUCAACGCCUUUUUUUCUACGAGUUCCCAAAUCAAAACACAACUAAUACGACGCCGUUUUUCCACUCAGACAUUCUUCCAAGGCUCAAAGACUCCUUAUCUCUCACUCUCAAACACUUCCUUCCCCUUGUUGGAAACCUCACUUGGCCCCAAACCUCAUACAAACCCAUCUUUGUUUACGACGAAAGAAGCGACGCCGUUUCGCUUACUGUGGCCGAAACCGACGUCGAUUUCUACCGUCUCUCGGGUACAAAUGAAUUUUUAGAAGCCACUGAAUACCAUCCUCUUAUACCAAACUUGGAAGUUUCUCACGAACGAGCUGCGGCUCUGGCUUUGCAAAUCACUCUGUUUCGAAACUGUGGAUUUUCAAUUGGAAUGUCCAUGCACCAUGCUGCCCUCGAUGGAAAAUCUGUUCAGUUGUUUGUGAAAACAUGGGCUGACAUGUGCCGAUCACGUGAUUGUGAUGACGAUGAUCGAUCAAAACCAUUGUAUGACAGAACAGUUAUUAAGGAUCCAAUGGGGCUCGAUUCAAUCUUUGCUAAACAGCUUCGAGAUUUAGACAAUGGACCUGACAAUAGAAGCUUAAUGCCUUGGAGUUUUAAACAAGUUCCCUCUGGUUCAGUUCGGGGCACCUUCCAAUUGACACGUGUGAAUAUCGAAAAACUGAAGCAAAAUCUGAUGACAAAUAAUAUUGAACAAUUACAUUUGUCUACGUUUUCUGUUACGUGCGCUUAUAUUUGGGUUUGUUUAAAUAAAGCAGAAGAAAUAUACCUUAGCAGCCAAAUAAGUGCUCUUGGGUUCACUGUGGAUUCUAGGUCUCACUUAGUGGAUCCUGUGCCCGAAACUUACUUUGGAAACUGUUAUGUGGGCAAGGUAGUUUUUGCAGAUGCAAAACGGUUGGUGGGGAAAGAGGGCUUAGCUGUGGCUGUGAAAGUCAUUGGUGAAUCUAUAAGUAGUUUUGAGAGUAUUAAAGGGUCAGUUUUGAAUGGGGCUGAAAAUUUGGUUUCGAGCUUUAUUGAGUCUUUUUCACGAAGCGAAUAUUCUGAAGGUAUAGCUACAACUCCUAGUAGACCGAUAGUAUACUACAUUGCUGGUUCGCCUGGGUUUGAGGUUUAUAGUAGUGAUUUUGGGUGGGGGAGGCCGAGAAAGACAGAUGUGGUUUCCAUUGAUAGAGCAAGAGCAGUGAGUCUUUCGGAGACUAGAGAAGGAGAUGGAGUUGAAGUUGAGUUGGUUUUGAAAACACAGCAAAUGGAAGCUUUUGCUUCCUUCUUUGCUCAAGGUCUAGAAUAGAUUCCAUCGAUUUCUUCUAAAUCAUCAUGAUGACAAAACCAAUUACAACUACUUUUGAGCAAGAAGCAUGUCAUUUUUUUUUAAAUAAAAUUAUCUCAUACAGAUUAUAUAAUAACAACAAGUAAUUCAUUUUUAAUAGUGUAUAUUUAGUUAUAUGUAUACCCAUUCGAUCCCUUACGCCCAUUUAUUUGAGUUAUUAAUCAAACCCUUGUCUAAUAUCUUAACCUGUAUGAUUUGUCUAGAGCAUAUAAAUGGCACCAAAUCAUCAAAUUGUUUGUCGGUAACCGUAUAUAAGAGGCUUCUUUUCUAAAUAAUUACUUUUAAUUUUUGGUUGCAGAUAAUUUGAAUUUUAAGGGUAAUAAUAAAAAAAAUUAUAUUUUUAGAAUUUCUUAGGUAUUUACUUGUUAAAUAUAAGUUAUUAUCCACGUGUUAUUUUUUUAAUAGUAUAUUUAAAUUAAUUUUUAGAUAAAAAAUAAAAAUUUCAUGACAUGGGCUAAUCAGAGAUUGCCACGUGGCUAUUGACUUAGAAAUUUAACGGACAAGUACUUCUAGAAGUUUCGGAAAUAUAGCUUAAGUAUUAUUACCGUCAAAAAUUAAACUUAGGUAUUUAUCUACAAUCGAAAGUUAAACUUAAGUAUCCAUGUCGCACAUUACUCUAUAUAUUUAUACUAGGACAGUUUCUCCUUAGAGAACAUAUAAUUAAUCUUUUCACCUUUCAUCCCUACCAAAGAACCUUUCGUGAUCCUCAAACUUCCGUGCAUGGACUUGUAUCUGUAUCCUUCGUCCUCGAGUGCAUCCAAGGAUAUGAGGUUUCGUCUAAGGUCCGAGAUGUGUCUUACGUUUGUCAGCACCUUGAUUCUGCCAUUAUACUGUUUGAUGGCCACCUUUCCAGUUCCAAUGACCCUGCACGAAUGAUUAUUACACAUUAAAACUUUACCUCCAUAAAUUGAUUUGUAAUAAAAAAAAAAUGACUCUCGAUUUGGACACAUGUGAUAAGUGCAUCCGGAAUCGAGAAUCCACUCCCUGUUCAUUGACGACUCUGAGAUAGAGAACGGCUCUCCGUCCGUGGAACAAUCGUCACCAUCUUCAAUGAUUGCAAUAGAGUC